AUGGGGAAGAACAAUAAGAUCGGUAGCGUAGUACGGAUCCGUCAAAUGCUUAAACAAUGGCAGAAGAAAGCUCACAUCGGAUCAUCCAACAACAAUAACAACGAUCCUCCUGUUUCCGAUGUACCUCCUGGUCACGUUGCUGUAACCGUCGGCGAUAAUCAUCGGAGAUACGUCGUUCGCGCCAAGCAUCUCAACCAUCUCAUCUUCAGACGUCUCCUAGCUGAGGCUGAGGAAGAGUACGGAUUCUCCAACGUUGGUCCGUUGGCUAUACCUUGCGAUGAGUCCUUGUUCGAGGAUAUAAUCGAGACUGUGAUUCGUUCUGAGUCAUCUGGUGGAUGUGGUGGUAUUCUCAGUCCGGCGACGUUAGAGGAUCUCCGGAGAUGUAGUCACGUCGGAUUAGCUAAGAGCGUUGAAUCUCGGCCGUUGCUUCCUGGGAAUAUUGCUGAAAAAUCUGUGUGCUAAUUAUUUGAAAAUCUAUGAUGAUGCUUUGGUUAGAGAUUUAAAUUUUUUUUUGUUUAAUCUCUAAUUUAGAGUUUUUUUUUUUUUUUUUUUUUU
Camelina sativa (false flax) is the source of this 555-nucleotide messenger RNA. NCBI's taxonomy places the organism in Eukaryota, Viridiplantae, Streptophyta, Magnoliopsida, Brassicales, Brassicaceae. The record is from RefSeq and is a predicted model, not a curated record.